This is a messenger RNA of Callorhinchus milii (elephant shark), 2233 nucleotides long. It is a transcript of the gene lmbr1l, whose product is annotated as limb development membrane protein 1-like. The record is from RefSeq and is a predicted model, not a curated record. Gene Ontology annotation, biological process: receptor-mediated endocytosis; signal transduction. Gene Ontology annotation, molecular function: transmembrane signaling receptor activity. NCBI's taxonomy places the organism in Eukaryota, Metazoa, Chordata, Chondrichthyes, Chimaeriformes, Callorhinchidae. The transcript is spliced from 17 exons. The coding region runs from base 82 to 1557 and encodes 491 amino acids.
CAGAGCGACACCGCGAGGGCUGCGGCUGCGGCGCGGAGACACCGGAGAGCAGAGCCCCGGUCCCAGCCAUGAAGGGUGGACAUGGACGUCGACGUUGGAGUUAGAGAGCAGCUCUUCCACAACCGCGUCCGGGAGUGUCUCAUCUGCGCGCUGCUCUUCUCUGCACUCUACAUCUUCUCUUACCUGAUCCUCACCAAGUUCAAGAAGAACGCUGACUUCACCACAGACAACAAUGAGGACGCAACGGUCAACCGAAUCGCGUUGUGGAUGUGCACCUUCACCCUGGCUGCCUCGGUCAGCGCCGUGUUCCUGCUGCCCUUCUCCAUCAUCAGCAACGAGAUCCUCCUCUCCUUCCCCGAGAAUUACUACAUGCAGUGGCUGAACGGCUCGCUCGUCCACGGCUUGUGGAAUCUCGUGUUCCUCUUCUCGAACCUCUCGCUGGUUUUCCUGAUGCCUUUCGCCUACUUCUUCACUGAAUCCGAGGGAUUUGCCGGAUCGAAAAAGGGCGUUAUGGCUCGUGUUUACGAAACCUUUGUGGUUCUCUUCCUCCUGAGCCUCCUGGUGCUGGGCAUCGUUUGGGUGGCAUCAGCCAUCGUUGACAACGACUCAGCCUGCAGGGAGUCUCUGUACGAUCUCUGGGAAUAUUCCGUGCCCUACCUCUACUCCUGCAUCUCCUUAUUCGGGGUUCUCUUGCUGCUGGUGUGCACUCCUUUGGGCCUCUCCCGAAUGUUCACGGUCACUGGGCAGCUGCUGGUCAAGCCCAGGCUGUUGGAAGACUUGGACGAGCAGCUUCACUGUACGCAGUUUGAGGAGGCCGCCAUGCUGCACAAACUCAACGGUCAAACCCCCUCGUGCUGGGUGUUCCUCAACAUGGAGUCUCUGAAGACACAGUUCCUGGCUAUCCAUGCCAGGAGGUUGAAGCUGGAGAUGAGACGACGGGCAUCGCCUUGGCAGCGGAACCUGGGAUACCCUCUGGCUAUGCUGCUGCUCCUGGCUCUGACAGGUAUCUCGGUGCUGAUGGUGGGAUUCCAUGUCCUGGAGCUACUCGUUGACGAAACAGCCAUGCCUAAAGCACUACAGGCCCCUCGGUUGGGGAAGGACUCGCUGUCCAUGUUUGGAUCGUUUGGGGCCGCAGUUGAGGUGGUUCUCAUCUUUUACCUGAUGCUCUCGUCCGUCGUUGGGUUCUAUAGCUCUCCAUUGUUCGUCAAACUCGCCCCCAGGAGACAGGACACCCCCCUGACCAAAAUCAUCGGCAACUGUGUCUCGCUGCUCGUGCUCAGCUCAGCUCUGCCUGUCCUCUCUCGGACCCUCGGUAUCACUAACUUUGACUUACUCGGGGAAUUUGGGCAGUUCAACUGGUUGGGCAACUUCUACAUCGUCUUCCUGUACAACAUGCUCUUCGCCGGCCUGACUGCGAUGUGUCUGGUCAAGAAAUUCACCCGGGCCGUGCAAGCCGAGCUCCUCCACGCCUUCGGCCUGGAUAAACUGCCUUUGCCGGUUACCAGAUACUGUGUCCCAGCCAACGGGAACAAGUCCCCCAACAAAAGGAACGUGUGAUAUUGGAAGAUCUUCUGGGAGGAAUGGAAGAGCGGAGUGCGUGUGAGUGCGUGAGGUGUGGAGAGAGAGAGAGAGCGAGAGGGGAGGUGGGCGCUGAAGGAACACUGGACGGAUCAGCCUCAGGGGCGGACAUUGAUGCUGUGGCCCAAACGGUGACUGAUGCUAACGACCCCCCUCCAGACUCUCACACCCACUCCCAAACUGUCCGGGAGCCCUUAUGCUCCUCUCCCGUCCUGACCGAAGGGGGCGAGACAGCGACAGACACAGACGAGAAGACCCUCGCACCUGAGAGACGGGGCAAGAGACCCCCCCACCUCCCCGCUCCCAAACCCCCGCCCCUCAUCUUUCGAGCCAAACCCAGGAAUUUGCUCUCAACACUAGACUGAUUAUUAUGGGAUGGACCUGAGCCAAACGAAGCAGAUUCCUCAUCAAGACAGUUAAAUGUUUACGUUACUUGGAAGUGCAAUAAAUAUGGGAUGUUUGUGUGUAUGUGAUGGGGAGGGGUGGGGGGGGCAGUGGGUGGAGGUUAAUGUGAUUUUACCACCCUUCUAUUUAUGCAGUCCCCCCCCCCCCCCAGCUCCCCCGCCCUUUUUAUUUUUUUUUAAAAUCCUCUUGACCAAAAACCUUAUUUCGUCCUGAAGUUGUUCAGUUAUUUUUUUUUUUCUGUGUGUGUGUG